AUGCUAGUAAAAUACAUUCUUGUAGCCUUUUGGGCUACCAUGGCCUGGGCCAAAAGCUUUUCAGAGGAUAUUUCGGGAAUCCCGGAGUUGUCAGAUAUGUCUGCGUAUCUUAACCGGACACCCGAGGCCAAGGAUAAACUGGAUUCGCUACAGGAUGUUACCAUUUUGGGACUUGAUAAUAAUGCCUUCCGUGAAUUUGUGGGAUCAGGGCAAGAAAAUAGCUCCGAGCAAUCGGGAAACUCGGACCUCGUGAACGGUAUUUUUACUUAUCAGAUCGUGAAAGGUUCGCAUAAUUCGGAAGACAUCACCACUACACCGCAGUUCCCAGCCACAGAAUUAAACGAGAGUGGCUUCACCAAUGUCAGCUCCGGUCAAGUUGUUCAGCUCGUUGAGUUCGAAGGAAAGGAUUACGCCAUCAGUGGUUUGAACCAAAACUCGACCAUCAUCAAGCCUGGUCAAAGAUCUGAUAAUGGAGUGAUUCAUGUCAUCGAUCACCCCUUGACACUUCCCCAGAGUACGACAGCUACCCUUGAGGCCGCUAACCUCACCAGCUUCCUGGGUGCCGUGCAGGGGGGUGAUGCUGUCUCCAACGCCAAUGAUCAGAAGGAUAUUACUGUUUUCGCUCCAAGAAAUCUCGGAUUCCGGAGAAUUGGAUCUGCUUUUGAAAAUAUUUCCGAUGAAGACCUAGGCAAAAUUGCAAACUACCAUAUUGUUAAGGGUAAGAUACUAUACUCUGCGGACUUUAAAGACGAGAGCCACGCCACCUAUGGUGAUAAAGAUUUGCACCUCUCUGUCGUCAACGGGCGGGCUUUUGUAAACUCCGCUCGAGUUGAAUCCACCAAUCUUCUAGUUAACAAUGGAGUUUUGCAUGUGAUAUCUGAUGUUCUUAACCCGAACAACGACACUGCCAAGCCAGUUCCAGAUGCUGAUCCACCACCGCCAGCUUUUGAAAAUGAAUCAGCAGUUAGCACAGACCCAUUGACAGACGGAAUUUCUGCUCCAACUUCUGUGGUUCCCCUGCCACCUGCAACAACUGUCGAUGGGGGCGAGACUGGAGGCGGCGGCGGUGGAGGUGGUGUGGGCGGUGGUGGAGGUGGCGGAACGUCUGCAACGAGCUCACCUACGAAAGGCGCCGCUGCAACCGAGCCAGCGAAAGCUGGUCUAGCUGCUGCAGUGGGCUUGGGUGUUGUCUUGUUUAACGCUUAA
Molecule: messenger RNA, 1206 nt
Organism: Arthroderma uncinatum
Lineage: Eukaryota; Fungi; Ascomycota; Eurotiomycetes; Onygenales; Arthrodermataceae
Exons: 4
Coding region: 1-1206 (401 amino acids)
Biological process (GO): macroautophagy
Cellular component (GO): fungal-type vacuole membrane
Source: RefSeq, a predicted model, not a curated record